AUGGAUUACGAGGGACCCCCUUUGGAACACGCAAGCACUGCAAAGUAUCAUAUCUACAUCGACUUCACUAUCGACCUCACUACUGCAAUGAACAUCUCGUCAAAGCUCAUUCUUUGGGCUCUUUUGAGCGCCCCACUUGCGGCCAUCGCUGGACGCGACGACGGUGGCGCACACGAUCACGGCGGCGAUCCCGGCAAAGGGCAAGAUAAGUGUGAGUUCAAGCCGAAACUCGGGACUUGCCCGCCUCAUUGGCUCACUCAUAUCCCAAUCGCUCUUGCCAGACAAUCGUGUGACUGUCCUUCAUCACCCAGCCUCUCUCAACGUCGACGCGCAGAAAGUCGCCUUUGGAAACGCUUGCGGACGCGUUGGAGGCGUGGAUGCUCAGUGGGACUACGUUCCGAACUCUGCUGGCGGACACGAUGGCUGGUGCCAUAUUCCGUGAGUUGGUGGUUGCGAGCAACACCCCCUUCGCCCACGUCACUGCGGCUUAUGCGUCGCUUUCACGCUUGAUCCGACCUUCAGUGAUGAAGCGGGCGGCGGUGGAUCGGACCACGGAUUCGACGUCGGAGCUGCUCUGGGCAAUGAGAGUCCCGAAUGGAAGUUUGACUAUUACUGGUACGCAUGGCCCCCUGCAGCGUUAAUGGGUGCAGGCAUGGUCAAAAGUGACUUUGGCAAGAGCAAAUCGGAAGGGGAACAGUGUGAGCGGUAGUCGUUAGAGCACAAGUCAGUUACCUUUACCACGGGCUGAUUUCCUCCCGCGCGCACCCAUCAGACGUCCGGGUGCACCCCAAACAGUGGCCCUCGUGGAUGACUGUUGAGGACCAGAAAGCCGCCUGGGGCAAGCAAUGUGACGGUCUCUCGGGUAGACAGGCGGAUUGGGACCUCAGGAAGGCUCACGGCGGAAAGGCAGCCUGGUGUCACAUUGUGUGAGUUGUGAAUUGAAGUUCGCAUUCUGACUAGAAGCGGAUCUGAAUUGACGCGACGGUGUGCCCGUCCCCAAAUACCAGCGGCGGAAAGGACUUUGGACUCCAAAUGAUGGAUGCUCUGAAGGCGCAAGACCCCGCUUGGGACUUUAACUUCAAGUGGUACUCGUGGCCUCCUGCAGUGUCCAUGGGUGCAGGCAUGGUCAAACGUUCUCCUGAUAGCGGUUCGAGCGUCUGGGGAGGAGGACCGCAAAAGGAACAGUGUGAGCGGUAGUCGUCAGAAUCCACUUUACCCUUACCAUUGGCUAAUUCGCUGGCAUGCCGACAGACCUCCGCAUCCAUCCUAAACAGUGGCCGUCGUGGAUGACGGUUGCAGACCAAAAGACUGCCUGGGGAAAAGAAUGCAAUCGUGUGUCAGGUGGACAUGCGAACUGGGAUCUCAAAAAAGCUCAUGGUGGAAAGGCUGCUUGGUGCCACGUUCCGUGAGUGAAGAUGAACAAAUCCCAUCUUGGACAGGAUCGUACCCGGGCUGACGCAGCGCGGUGCUGGAUCUGCAUGACGUUUCAGCGGAGGAGCGGAGUAUGGAGGUCCCAUGAUGGAAAAUCUGCCGGCGCAGGACCCCGCUUGGGCCUUCAACUGGCGCUUCGAAAAUUGGCCUCCUGUCUGA
Ceraceosorus bombacis is the source of this 1590-nucleotide messenger RNA. NCBI's taxonomy places the organism in Eukaryota, Fungi, Basidiomycota, Exobasidiomycetes, Ceraceosorales, Ceraceosoraceae. The record is from the annotation of a GenBank genome assembly.